Messenger RNA from Drosophila subpulchrella, 987 nucleotides. RefSeq lists its product as uncharacterized. Bases 499 to 951 code for a protein of 150 amino acids. The transcript has 5 exons. Lineage: Eukaryota; Metazoa; Arthropoda; Insecta; Diptera; Drosophilidae. The record is from RefSeq and is a predicted model, not a curated record.
UGGGUCUCUAGCCGCCGUUGCCAGCCUUUCUCCCCUUUUGCGCUCGACAAAUUACACACUUUGCGGCAUUUUGCGCUUUUAACAAUUUUAUUGUUAUCGAUCGGUGGUCACCAGGCUGCCAAUUACCAAGUGCUGGAGCAGACAAAUUCUAAUUGUGCCGAUGGAAUUCAGAACCUGCAUUGUGAUUCGAUGCACACCGUUCUAAUUCUUAGUGAUGCAUAUGAAUAUGUUUGUUCGUGUAUAUACAAAGUACAUAGAAACAACCACAUGUGAUUAAUUAUGUGGGCUACGAAGUACUGGCCUUGGCUAUAUAUACAUAUGUCUGGAAGUUGACUACUCAUUUACUUUUUCACUUACUCGUAGACUUGCAUACUUACAUAAAUCGGUGUCAGACGAUACACGUGUUGAAAGGGAUUAAUGUGUGGUCAUCGAAGGUUUGGCAAGUACAUGUUAAGUCAAUAGUUUGAAGCGUGGUGGUGUUUGCAACAUUAAUGUCAAAUGGCUGGCCAGGAUGCUGUGCUGCGCAAGUUGUCGUCGAUCACUUCGCUGAAAGUCAUCUACCGAGGACAGGAGAAGGACUUCCUGGCCCUGUUGAAAAUCAGAUUCGUCACCUUCACAAUGCGCCAUGAAAUUUUUGGCACACGCAAUAGGAAUGACAAAAAGUCGAUACCAGAAUGUUCCCCUUUGAAGAGCCCCGCACUGAAUGCCGUCACUAAAAUAAUGGGAAAGGUGGGGUGGGGGAGGAAUGGAUUCGUUGGUGCGUGUGACUUCAAAAAUCCUAAAAACGUGUCGGACAGGAUGUUGAGUGCAACUAUCUCGCUCCGUGGCACGGGAAACGGCGGAGCCGUUGGCUCCCGUGGACUGCAAAGUGAAAGAGACAGCCGGAGCAACUCUGUCAAAAUGGCUGGCCGAUGCUUUCGCCGUUGCUCUUGCCAGUGUUUUUUCGCAUGAGAGCUCAUUAACGUUUCGCUUGGCUAAGUGCGCGCC